Molecule: messenger RNA, 1041 nt
Organism: Maylandia zebra (zebra mbuna)
Lineage: Eukaryota; Metazoa; Chordata; Actinopteri; Cichliformes; Cichlidae
Source: RefSeq, a predicted model, not a curated record
UCAGUUCAGGACCUCCUGCUGUCUGUCAGCUGAGACCACAGAAACAGAAGUUCGGAUCUCUGACAAGAAUGACUGUUGGAGAAAAAAAUCCAAACAAGACAAACAGAACCAUCUUACUGGUGGGAGAAACAGGAGCAGGAAAAUCCACACUGAUCAACGCUCUGGUCAACUACACCAUGGGAGUGAAGUGGGAGGAUGGAGUCUGGUUUACGAUGGUAGAGGAGGAGGAGAAGAAGAGUCAAUCAGAAGGACAGACAGAAAGUCAAUCAGAAGGACAGACAGAAAGUCAGACAUCAGAUGUGAUGGUGUACGAGCUCUUUGGUUUUGAAGGUGAAACUCUGCCCUAUUCUUUGACCAUCAUCGAUACUCCUGGUUAUAGAGACACCAGAGGGAUCGAACAUGAUGACAUCAUCAGUCACAGAUUGUUGGACUUGUUUGGAUCAGAUGAUGGAGUCCAUGAAGUUCAUGCAGUGGGUCUGGUGAUGAAGGCGAGUGAAAAUCGACUGGGUGACCGACUGCUGUAUGUCUUUGAUUCAGUGAUGUCUCUGUUUGGAAAAAACAUGGAAAAAAACAUUGUAGCUCUGAUCACACACUCAAAUGGAAGCAGACCUGAAAACCCUCUUCAAGCUCUUGAAGUUGGAAAUAUUAAAUGUGCCAAAAAAGGGAAGAAGCAGCCAGUUUACUUCCUGUUUGAUAACUGCCAGCAUGAAGAGCGAAUGGAGGAAAACACAAUUUCAAAAAAUACAUGGGAACUCACACAGAAAAACAUGGAUCAGUUCACAGACUUCUUAGAAAAAUCUAGUCCUCAAAAACUGAUGACAACAGUUGAAGUGUUAAAUGAACGGAUAAGACUGAAAGCCUCCAUCCAAAACCUGAAAGAGAGGAUAGAGUUUAUUGACCUGAAACAGACAGAAAUCAGACAGAUUCAAGAAGCUCUGAAGAUCCAAGAAAUUAUAAAUAAACAUGAAGUAGAGAUGAAGAAAAUUAAGGAAUUCACUGUAGAAGUUGAUGAGCCCUAUAAAGAUAAACAACCUAUUGAUG